AUGGUUCUGCUUGACUCCAGAGCUCCGGAGCUGGAGACGCCCAUCUCCAGCGCACCGCCCCGGCUGCUGGAUCGGUUCCUCCCGCUGCCGGAGCCUCAGUGUCCGCCUGGAUGUGGAUCACCGCCGCUGUUCUACCGCAACAGUAAUGAGAGAGGGUUUGACGUGUGUGAGUUCUUGUGGUGGUUCUGUGCAGGCGGGUCGGGUGUUUGGGCCAUCACAGCGGAGGAGAGGGGGAAGCAUGACAAGCAGUUCGACAGCCUCGGCCCGGUCCUCGGACACGUCUCAGGAGAACAAGCCAGAAAGUUCUUCCUCCAGUCCGGACUCCCUCCCGCGGUUCUGGCCGAGAUCUGGAACCUGGCCGACCUGGAGGGCGACGGGAAGAUGGACCGGCUGGAGUUCUCCAUCGCCAUGAAGCUGAUCAAGCUCAAGCUUCAGGGCCGGAGCCUCCCGUCGGCGCUGCCCGGCGUCAUGAAGCAGCUCCCGCCGUCCGGCGGCGGAUCCGGCGGCGCUGCAUCGGCUCGACUCGGAAUGGGUUCGAUGCCCAACCUGUCCGUGGGUCUGUCCUCCAUGUCCUCCAUCCUAACCCCCAUCCCAGCUAACCCCGGCCUGCAGCCCCCGGUGCAGCCUCUGCUCCAUCAUCCUCUGGGUCAACCUCUGGGUCCGCCUCUGGGUCCCUCGGGGCUCCACAACGGCAGCCUGCUGACGCCGCCGCCGGCCCCCAACAGCGCAGCGCUGCCUCUGUCGGGGUUCUCCUCUCCCAUGACGUUCUCUCCGUCCAGCGGCAUGUCGAAGGCCAACUCUCUGCUCGACCUCGGAUCCAGCAGUUCCAACUCCUCCUCCACCACGUCUCUGGCCAGCAACUCUCCGAAGAUGGGCUCCAGCGACUGGGCGGUUCCUCAGGCGUCGAGGCUGAAGUACCGGCAGCAGUUCAACACGCUGGACAAACUCAUGAGUGGAUACCUGUCAGGUGAGUCGCUGGCCCACUCAUUGACGUUAGCGGACGUGGACAAAGACGGGCAGCUGCGGGCCGACGAGUUCAUCCUGGCCAUGCACCUGGUGGACAUGGCCAAGACCGGCCGUCCUCUGCCGCUGACGCUGCCUCAGGACCUGGUUCCUCCGUCGCUCAGAGGAGGGAUGAAGUCCAGCGAGCUGGUGAACGGAACCGGUCCGUACAUAACCCCGUGUCUGAUCGACACCGUGGAGGUCGAACCUGCCCAGAAGAACAAGAGCAGCGUGUCCUUCGAGGACAAGCUGAAGGAGAACUUCGCCCGAGGCAGCGCCGAGCUGGAGAAGAGACGCCUGGCGCUGGAGGAGGAGCAGAGGAAGGAGAAGGAGAGGAGGGAGCGGGAGGAGAGGGAGGCCGUGGAGCGCCGAGAGAGGGAGGCCCGCGAGCAGGAGAACCGCCGGAGGCUGGAGGAGGAGAGGAGGCUGGAGAGGCAGAGGGAGAUGGAGAGGCAGCGGGAGGAGGAGAGGCUGAGGGAGCUGGAGAGGAAGGAGGCGGCCAAGCAGGAGCUGGAGCGCCAGCGGAGGGAGGAGUGGGAGCUGAGGAGGAGGGAGGAGCUGGGCCGGAGGAGGGAGGGCGAGCAGGAGGAGAUCAGCCGCCUCAGGGCCAAGAAGAAGAGUCUGGAGCUGGAGCUGGAGGCCGUGGGCAACAGGCACAAGCAGAUCUCCGACCGUCUCCGUGACGCCCAGAGCAAGAGGAGGAUCCACAAGGCCGAGGUGGAGCUGGUCAACCAGAAGAGGGACGCUCGCAUCGCCGAGAUCAACAGCCUGCAGCUGCAGUUCGAGGACUGGCAGAGGAAGCUCUCCCAGCUGGUCCCGGAGCAGCAGAAGCUGACGGAGAAGCUGAGGAGCAUCGGGACCAACAAGGUCUCCGCCUCCACCCUGAGCUCCCUGAGCAGCAACGUGACCGAGAAGAGCUUCUCGUGUCGCCGUCUGAAGGACCAGCUGGACCUCCUGGAGCAGGAGACGACGGACAAGCUGGCCCAGAUGGAGCAGUACAACCAGGAGCUGCAGUUUGGGGAUCUGGACGACUGUGUCCUGAGAGGCCUUCUGUCUCUGCUGGCCUGCCUCACUCAGCUCUUCCUCCUCAUCAAGGAGCUGAGGGAGAAGCAGGUGAAGCAGCAGAGCGUCCUGGACGAUCUGCACAGAGUGAAGGAGGAGAAGCUGAAGGAGCUGCAGAGACGCCGAGAGGAGGAGCGAGAGAGGAGGAGGAGGGAGGAAGAGGAGGCGGCCAGACAGGCGAAGCUGGAGCAGGAGAGGAGGCAGAGGGAGGAGGAGGAGGCCCGGCAGAGGAGGCUGCAGGAGGAAGAGGAGGCCCGGCAGAGGAGGCUCCUGGAGGAGCAGAAGGAGGCUCAGGAGCGACUCCGAGCCGCCCAGCAGGAAGCACAAGAGGAAGAAGAGAGGAGGAGGAGAGAGGAGGAGGAGAAGAAGAAGAGGAGGGAGGUGGAGGAGCAGAAGGAGGCCGAGGAGGAGGAGAGGAAGAGGAGGAAGGAGGAGCAGGGAGGGCUGACCUCCUACAGAGCUCUGUACUCCUUCAUCGCUCGCAACGCCGACGAGCUGAGCAUCGACGCCGACUGUCUCAUCCAGGUGGAUGAAAACACCGUCGGCGAGCCCGGCUGGCUGUGUGGGAGUUACCGUGGCAACAGGGGCUGGUUCCCGCACACUUACGCCGAGAAGUGUGCCCCGGCCUCCGCCAAUCAGACGGCGGCUUCUUCGCCGGGAAAAACGAGCCGCCUGCCUCCGCCGCUGAACGCCAGAGGCCCAGAUGUUGAGGAACCAGGUGAACACACAGCUCCUGUCCAAUCAGAUGCCUCAGAGCCCUCCUCCGUCGCCCUGCUGGUCCGGGCCGUCUCCUCCUGGUCGGCCUCCUCAGAAACCCGCCCCGGCGUCUCCUGCGGGCCCGGCGACGUCAUCACGGCGCUGCUGAGCUUCUCGGCGGGCGACGUCAUCAGCGUGCUGCAGCAGAGGGAGGACUGGUGGCUGGGCCAGCUGAACGGGACGCAGGGCUGGUUCCCCAAAAGCUACGUCGCCGUGGAGACGGGCUCAGAGUACGAACUCGAUGCUGUGGACUCGCCGGACGGCGUUCAGCUGGAAGAGUACGUGGCCUUGUACACCUACGAGAGUCCGGAGGCGGGAGACCUGACGUUUGUGGAGGGGGACGUCGUCAUGGUGACGGAGAGGGAGGGCGAGUGGUGGCGAGGAUGCAUCGGGGACCAGACGGGGGUGUUUCCCUCCAACUACGUCCGGCCGGUGGAGCCAGAGCCGGAAUUGUGUCAGGUCAUCGCCAUGUACGACUACGCUGCAGCCAAUCAGGACGAGCUGAGCUUCUCCAAAGGUCAGCUGAUCAACAUCCUGGACAAGACCAACCCUGAUUGGUGGAAAGGGGAAGCGGGCGGAGUCACCGGCCUGCUGCCCACCAACUACGUCAAGAUGACAACAGAGUCGGACCCGAGUCAGCAAUUAUGGCUAACAGUUUUCUCUGAUAUUCCUGCCCUUGUCGUCGGUCAGAUCUUGGAACACACCCCGGAGGUCCACGCAGACCGAAGCCCUCUGAGAGAAGCUCUGGAACGAGCCGAGGAACUCUGCUCUCAGGUCAACGAAGGCGUCAGGGAGAAGGAAAACUCCGACCGACUGGAAUGGAUUCAGAGCCACGUCCAGUGCGAAGGGCCGAUAGAGCACUUAGUGUUCAACUCUCUGACGAACUGCCUCGGGCCUCGCAAGCUGCUGCACAGCGGUCGACUGUACAAAACCAAGAGCAGCAGAGAGCUGUGGGCUUUCCUCUUCAAUGACUUCCUCCUGCUCACCCACGGUGCCAAACCCUUCUCCUCCUCGGGAUCCGACAAGUUAUUCAGCCCCAAAACCAGCAUCCAGCUCAAGAUGUACAAAACGCCGCUGUUUCUGAACGAGGUGUUGGUGAAAAUGCCGCCGGAUCCUUCCAGCGACGAGCCGAUCUUCCACGUCUCACACAUCGAUCGGGUCUACACUCUGAAAACUGAGACUUUAAAUGAGAGGACGGCGUGGGUCCAGAAAAUCAAAGCAGCUUCUGAACACUUCAUAGAGACGGAGAAGAAGAAGAGAGAAAAAGCUUAUCAAGCCCGUUCUCUGAAGACCAGCGGCAUCGGUCGACUCCUGGUCACCGUCACCGAAGCUCAGGAGCUGAAGGCCUGCAAACCCAACGGUAAGAGCAACCCGUACUGCGAGCUGACCAUGGGCGCCCAGUGCUACACCUCCAGACCCGCCAGCGACACUCUGAGCCCAAAGUGGAACUUCAACUGUCAGUUCUUCAUCAAAGACCUGUACCAGGAUGUUCUGUGCAUCACCGUGUUCGAGAAGGACCAGUUCUCCCCCGACGACUUCCUGGGUCGCACCGAGGUUCCCGUGGCGACCAUCAAGAAGGAGAUGGAGAGCAAAGGAGCGGCGACCCGCCGGCUGCUGCUGCACGAGGUGCCGACCGGAGAGGUCUGGGUCCGACUGGACCUGCAGCUCUAUGAGCCCAGCAAGUGAGGAGAUGAGAACUCCGUCUGGCACCAGAACAAUCACACAAAGUGCCUUUUAACGCUCGUCUUGGAUCUGAGCUUCUACUGACCUCAGACCAGCUCUAAUGUGAAUCUGACUGCAAAGAGCUUCUGACUGGACUCAGGUCUUAACUGUAGAUCUGCUGAACGGUUGACAUUUGGUUCAUCCACAUUUCAUAUGUUUUACUGCUGAUGGAAUAAACAUCACAGACAAACUAA
This is a messenger RNA of Stegastes partitus (bicolor damselfish), 4736 nucleotides long. RefSeq names its product intersectin-2-like. Gene Ontology annotation, molecular function: calcium ion binding; protein binding. The coding region runs from base 1 to 4506 and encodes 1501 amino acids. The transcript is spliced from 33 exons. The record is from RefSeq and is a predicted model, not a curated record. NCBI's taxonomy places the organism in Eukaryota, Metazoa, Chordata, Actinopteri, Pomacentridae. Gene Ontology annotation, biological process: positive regulation of Rho protein signal transduction.